Triticum aestivum (bread wheat) is the source of this 1021-nucleotide messenger RNA. RefSeq names its product protein YIPF5. Gene Ontology annotation, cellular component: trans-Golgi network; membrane. Lineage: Eukaryota; Viridiplantae; Streptophyta; Magnoliopsida; Poales; Poaceae. Gene Ontology annotation, biological process: vesicle fusion with Golgi apparatus; endoplasmic reticulum to Golgi vesicle-mediated transport. The record is from RefSeq and is a predicted model, not a curated record. The transcript has a single exon. The coding region runs from base 106 to 945 and encodes 279 amino acids.
GAAAAGAAAAAAACAGAGCCUUCGCUCGUUAGUUUCCGAUCCAUACACACCACGAUCGAUUGAAUCUCGACCGGAACCCUCGCCGUCACGAGCCGCGGCGGGCCUAUGGCGAACAAGGACCUCACCUUCCCACAGGUGGUCUUCAACCCCUCGACUCCGACCUACCGCCGGCACACUAUCGCCUGGACUUCCACCUCGAACCCGCUGCUGCCCUUGGACGACGAGCCGCCGCUUCUCGAUGAGCUGGACACCCCGACCGAAUCUCUACCUCGCCGAGGCGGAACCGUCGCCGCCGCCGCACCAGCCAUGGUGAACAGAUACCUCCCCUUCUUCCAAGGGGUGGUACUCAACCCGUCCACGCCGACCCACCACCCUAUCCCCGGGAACGGGAACGUCGCCGCCAACUUGGACGACGAGCCGCCGCUUCUGGAGGAGCUCGACAUCGACACGGGUCUCAUCUGGCGGAAGGCGGUCUCCAUCCUCCACCCCCUCCGCUCCGUGGACCCGUCCCUCCACGCGGACGCCGACCUCUCCGGCCCCGUGCUGAUCCUACUAUCCUUGGCCCUCUUCCAGCUCAUGGCCGGGAAGCUCCACUUCGGGAUCGUCCUCGGCUGGGCCACCGCCGCGUCCUUCUUCCUCUACUUCAUCUCCUCCAUGCUGCUCUCGCCGGGACGAGGAGGCCGUGGCGACUUCAGCCUCUACAGGUGCGCCAGCCUGCUAGGCUACUGCAUGCUCUCCAUGACCAUCUUCUCGGCGGUGUCUCUGUUCCUGCCGCGGGGCGGCGGGCUCAUCUUCGCGGUGGGCAUGGGGUUCGUGCUGUGGUCCACCAGGGUCUGCAGCAGGCUGCUGGUAGCUUCCGGCGGCCAUGGCGAUGAGCAUCGGGGGCUCAUUGCCUACCCGUGCUUCCUCGUCUUCAUGCUCUUCUCCCUGCUUGUCAUCUUUUGAUGCUGUUUUUGGUUGGUAUUAUGCAAGAACAUCAUGAUGAUGAUUAUUAUUAUUAUCCGAUAAUUGUUGUUCUUCA